AUGUCCAAUGUGAUUGUACGAAUGAAUGAAUUCACCAAUAUAUGGCCUAUAUUAUUAGAUUAUGAUCAAAGGGAGUGUUUACAAAUUUUACGACGUCUUGAAUUAGAAGCUUAUAGUAAAAUUGUUGCUGUAUUACGUGCACAAGGACCAUUAACUGAAGAGAAAAAGAAAUUAUUACAUAAAUUACAACGUCUUUUAAGUAUAUCCAUUGAUCGACAUAAAGCAGAAGUACGUAAAGCAUUAAAUGAUGAAGAGCUUGCAACUAUAUCUGAAGCUGUAUGCGGUAAAGAAGUUGAUGAAGAAUGGAUCCUGGAAGGUAAACGUAUUUCACCAAUUUUUCAACGUCCAAGUCCUGAAACUAUUUUUAUAUCACAAGCUAAUAAAGCUUCAUUUGAACAAUUGAUUCGUAAUUCUCGAUUACCUUAUCCAUCGGAAACAGCAACAUUUUCUGAAACUCUUAUAAAUUUAUCAAAAUUACAUGGAAAAAUUGAUGUUAAUAAACAACAGUCAGUUGAAAAGAAAUCUUCUUCAAUACCAUUGACAAAUGAUCAAACAUGUGAUCAAUCAGUUGUAGUAGUAGUACAUCGUAAUGAAUCUGAGACAAUGACUUCGACUGCUUUGAAUGAUUCACAAAAUAACAUGAAAUCCGAUGAGAAAUGUUUACCAGUUAAAGCUCAAAAUAAUAAUAUUAAUAAUAAUAAUAAUCCUCUUGUUAAAUCAUUACUUCAGCCAAAAACUACCAUUACUACUCCGAUUGCUACUACUAUUACUCCGACUACUCCGACUACUACUACUACUCUGACUACUACUCCUAUGCUGCAAUCACCGCCAUCGUUGUUGUUAAAAGAUAAUGAUUGUCAUGUUGUGGAGAAAGGUGCCUCAGAUGACGCUGGAGGUGGUAUAUUGCCGCCAAAAUUAGAGAAAAAUUCCUCCUCAUCGUCAUUACUUGAAAUGAUCGAUAGCCGCCAACAUGAUGACAACGCCGUAUCCACUACUACUACUACUACUACCAAUGCUCAUGUUGAAAUUCCCAGCGCAAAACAUCAAUCGUUAUCCAACCAAUUCACAGUGAUGCCAACAACAGUAGUAGUAACACGUGAAUAUUCCACUUUGAAAUCAGAAAAUGCCUCACUUGUCAAUUGUAUGAAUGAUAUGAGUGUAUUGGAUAAGUUGUCUAAUAAGGAAGAAGUUAAUAAUCAUUUAAAUUCUAUUGAUACACAAAUCACACUAUCAUCGGAUGCUGUCAGCUAUGUCAAUGCAAAAUCUUCUACUCCUCCUUAUCAAUCGGUUCUUAGUCAAAUUAAUCGAAUUCCUAUGACAACUAAUGUAACAACAAAUAGUAAAUUAUUACAUUCAUCUAAUUAUCCUGCAAAUGUUCUUCUACAUCAGAAUGUGAUGAAUUUUACUUCAUCGUCGUCAUCGUUACCAUCAUCGACAUCAUCGUCGUUGUCGGCGCAUACAUCUCAACAUUUGGUCGUACAAAUGCAUCGAAAUCCAGAUGUCCUAUUGGAUUCUAAUCCGCAAGUAUUCACAACUACUACACAACGUUGUUCUCUAUUGAAUCCAACUAAUAAUUCAAUGUAUCUUUGUGAAAAUACAACACCGACAAUGACACGUUUAUGUUCUACUGUUUAUACUACUACUACAACUACAAAUACUACUACUAAUCUAUCUAGUCAUAUGAAUAAUUUCACAACAAAUUACCCUAGUAAUAAAUUAUAUCAAUCUAUCAAUAGAUCUAAUUUUGAUAAUAAUGUCAUUGCAGUUGUUACACGUCAUCAACAACAAUCAUUUACUCCUAGUGUUCUAAGUGUUCAAAGUCUUCAUAAUCAUAAUACUACACCACCAUCUCAACGUUUUCGUUCACCACCACAAUCUCACACAUCAAUUAUUUCUACUAAUGAUAUGUCAAAACAAUUUGCCUCAUUAACACAAUUACAAAAUCCAAAAAUUUUAAAAGCUACCACUAUACCAGCCACUUCUUUAGCCACGAAUAUAUUUUCUUCUGGUUCAAUGAUCAAUAUUACAACAGAUCAUUUACCGAUCGCUAAUCAUCAUAAUAUUACUAGUAAUACUAAUAAUCAUACUGAUCAAUCAUAUCGUACUUCAUUGCUGCCACAAAAUACAUUGAUCCCAUCAAGUUCUGUUGUACAAUUCCCAUCAUCGAUUUCUGGGAAUAAUGUUAUUGUUUUGCAUAAAGGUGUUGUUGCACGUAAAACAUUCACACCUACUUCAUCUAUACGCAUUGGAUCAACUGUACCGUUCAAUAAUACUACUACUAAUAAUAAUAAUAGUAGUACACAACCAAUUUUAUCUGGUAAUAAUAAUUAUUCAAAUGCUUCUUCAAUGACAACUACAUUCCCUCCAGGUCGUCAAUUUCGUAUUAUUGGCUUAUCUAAUAAUAAUAAUAAUACACCUGGUUACUCUAAUGCCAAUAUUGUGGACAAUGCAGUUUAUAAUCAAGAAUCUAGUCAAAUGAUACGAAAUAUUCAUGAAAUAACAUCAAUUCCAAAUCCGCCUACAUUGACACCAGCCAAUAUGAUCUCAUCAUCAUCAACAUCAACAUCAUCGCCAUCAUCCUCCUCACUAUCAAGUCAAUUAUUGCAUCAUGCAUCACGUUUAGGAUCAAUACUUGAAGUGGAUUUAGAUUCAGAUAAUUAUCAUGAUCAAAUUAAUUUCUAUGCUGAUUAUCAAAAUGUUACUGCGGCUGCCGCGGCUACUGCCACAGCCGAUACAUUGAAAUUAAACCAUCCACCUCCACCACCACCACCACCUCUUAUUCAUCAUCAUUAUAAAAAGUCGACAAUGUUAACUGCCGCUGAUGAAUUUUCAGUUGUUAAUUUACCUCGUUCUACUACUGACACUAAUACUAAUACUACUCAUAUUAGUAAUACUCAUAAUGAUUUACAUAAUACUACUUCAUCUGGUUUAUAUACUAUCAUCAGUGAUGAAUCAUUGAGUAAUAGUAAUAAUAACAAUAAUAGAUUAACAGCAUAUUCAGAGAGUGGUCAUAUUAUCUAUCAACGUGAUCAAUUCACUUCGAUGGCAGCAGCAGCAGUUUCUCCAUCUGCAACAUUCAUUGAUUCAUCACAAAAAUGUAUUGAAUUCACAACUCCUUGGAAUAAUAACAAUAAUAUGAUUGGCAGCAGUAAUAAUAAUAAUAAUAGUAAUAUUACUAUUAGUAGUUGUAAAAGAAAUCAUCAAAUUAUUGAUCGUUUCCAAACAAAUCCUUCUACAUCACCAAAUGUUGUCGUAUUCAAUACUACUUGUAAUAGUAAUAGUAGUAAUCCACCGAAUGCUAAACGUCCACGUUUCGGAUUCACACCAACAUCAGUAUCAUCAUCCUCAUCGUUAUCGUCAACACCGCCGCCAUCAUCAUCAUCGACAUCCACGUCUACAACAGCUACCAUUGAAAGUUUGCAUUAAUGCCUAGAUGAUUUUGAUUUUCUUUUAUUCUUCUUUGUAACCCCCUCCCCUUCCCCCAAGGACCAUUCGCUUUCAUUGGACAGAUUGUUGUAUUCUCUGUUUGUCCGUCUUUGUCACACUCACUCACUCACUCCAUCCAUCUAUCUUGUAUUAUUAUUCACUUGUUGUCUGUCUAUAAAGUAUAGUUCAAUUUUUGUAUACUCAUACACUAAAUAUUACUAUCAUUAUUAUUAGUAGUAGUAAUAAUCCGUUUUUUCAAUUUAAUCAAUAAUGCAGGAGAAAUAAUUAUUACGUCAUUUUCUCUUUCGUGUUGUUUUUCUUUUUGUACUAUUCGAAAAAUUCCUGUUUCCAUGU
Messenger RNA from Schistosoma turkestanicum, 3780 nucleotides. NCBI's taxonomy places the organism in Eukaryota, Metazoa, Platyhelminthes, Trematoda, Strigeidida, Schistosomatidae. The record is from the annotation of a GenBank genome assembly.